This is a messenger RNA of Oncorhynchus mykiss (rainbow trout), 2850 nucleotides long. It is a transcript of the gene khdrbs1b, whose product is annotated as KH RNA binding domain containing, signal transduction associated 1b. Gene Ontology annotation, molecular function: mRNA binding; poly(A) binding. Lineage: Eukaryota; Metazoa; Chordata; Actinopteri; Salmoniformes; Salmonidae. Gene Ontology annotation, cellular component: nucleus. Gene Ontology annotation, biological process: regulation of alternative mRNA splicing, via spliceosome. The record is from RefSeq and is a predicted model, not a curated record.
GCUGCAUCGCGCUGAGCUCACUUCCGUGUAUUCUUUAUUCGACGGACGCAUGCUUCCGUCUCCAUUUUCAUAAAGUCAAGGCGCCGCGACAGGAGCACCUAUCCGCAGUUGUCAGUAGCCGUGCGCUAUAGCAGCGAGAGCUCUACAUGCGAAGAAGUGGAAAUUAAACUGGACUAUUUCCCCUUCUGUUUAUUUAUUUUUUCUACCCACUCAAAGCUUGAUUUUUAAUUGCACAUUUUGCAUUACGAACUGAUUUAAACUCAAAAAUGGAGAAUCAAGAAAGCGAGUAUCUCCCGGAGCUUCUCGCGGAGAAGGACAGUAUGGAUGUCUCGUUUACGCACGCUAUGAAACUUUUAUCUACAGAAAUCGAGAGAAUCCAGAAAGGCGAACCCAAGAAGGAAGGAGGAGACUCGUAUCUGGACCUUUUCACCGUCAAGAAUAUCAAACUGAAGGAACGCGUGCUCAUACCCGUCAAACAGUAUCCGAGGUUCAACUUUGUGGGGAAGAUUCUUGGCCCUCAGGGCAACACAAUCAAACGCCUUCAGGAAGAGACUGGGGCCAAGAUCUCUGUACUUGGCAAAGGCUCCAUGAGGGACAAAGCCAAGGAGGAGGGUCUGAGGAAAGGUGGCGAGGCCAAGUACGCACACCUGUCUAUGGAGCUGCAUGUCUUCAUCGAGGUGUUUGCCCCCGUGCCCGAGGCUUACCUACGCAUGGCGCACGCCAUGGAGGAAGUCAAAAAGUUCCUGUUUCCUGAUAUGAUGGAUGACAUCUGUCAGGAACAGUUCAUGGAGAUGGGUUAUUUGAACGGGGGCCAGGAGCACGGGCCAGGGGUCCCACGAGGCAGAGGAGGACCACCGGGCCCAAGGAGCCGAGGAGGGCCUUCGGGACAACCAGGGGCACCCAGGGGUAGGGGUAUGCCCCAACGUGGAGGUACCACCAGGGGAGGUCCAGCCAGAGGCGGGGUAGCGAGGGGGGCACCAGCAGGAAGGGGAACCCCUGCCAGAGGGGCAACAGCACCCCGAGCCAGACUCACUGCCCCUGGUGGGCCUCCAAGAACCCUUCCUCCCCCCCACCAACACGCCCCAGCACCGGAACAAUAUGAGGAAUAUGCCUAUGAUGAGAGCUACACUGAGCCAGCGUACGAGUCAUACAACAGUUACUACAGUCAGCCACAGGCAGAGCCAGAGUACUACGACUACGGACAUGGAGAAACACAGGAAGCAUACGAACCCUAUGCCCAGGACGACUGGAACGGGACCCAGAGAGUGGCGCCGGGGGGUAAGGCCCCCACUGCCAGAGCGGCUAAGGGCCCUUACCGAGAACACCCCUAUAGACAAUACUGAACUCAUCACCAUGCCAACGCCUAGCGACCAACCGUUAACGCGUUGCCCCGACAACCAACCAUCAACCUGUCUACCACGGCAGCUCUUGCUCUAAGCAACCCUCGACAAAAGUAAUUGUCCGUUUUGUUUUUGGUUUGGAAUUUUCUACACUGGACUUUUAUGAGCCGAAAAUCAGGAUCAUAACUGAUCGAAGCUGAUUUGAUAUUUAAUUAAGACCGUAAAAGUUUUUUUUUUUUUUUUUGGAUGGAGGUGGGGGGGGAUUUGAAGUUUUAGUUGAUUUCUGUUUUUCUCUCUGACCAUGUCUCCCUCUUGGCUUUUCUUUUGCACUGUUGACUUAAGGUUUCUUUUAUUUUUAAUGUUUGGAUUUAAACUCGCUUCUAGUGGAGUUAGACGACUUAUCCACUUGUUGUCGUCUUUAAAGGGACAUUUAAAAAACGCUCUACUUCAUAUUCAUUAUCUCCAGUUCAACAACAACAUAUGUGAACGUGGUACGUUUCUACGUUUUUGUAGUUUAAAAAACAAAACUGUUUCCGAUGACGACAGUCUGCGACUAAUUGACUAAUUGACUAAUUGACUGACUAAUUGACUAAUUGACUAAUUGACUAAUUGACUAAUUGGUUGAUGUUAUUGGAAACAGUUAUCUUCAUAUUUUCACAAGUAUUGAUGUUGGAUCUGGAGAUGACGAAUAUGAAGUAGAACCAUUCAUUAUUUUGUUUAAAACUAUACUUUGAGGGACAGUUGCAGAUUCCCAUUUAGGCUACAUUCCUAUUUUUUUUACAUUUUUUUUUUAAUUUAUUUUUUUAAUAAAAUAAAGUUAAGAAACUUAAACACUGUUUCAAUUAUGUAAUAUAGACCAAACCAAAAACGCCAAGUCAAAUGGAAACAGGGAAAAAACAAACAAAUGUUAAUGGAAUUUGAUUUAACAUUCCCAUUUGUUUUAAAUAGUUUUUAAUUAAUAGUUGUCAAUGUAGACUUUUUUUUAUUUUUAUAUAAUGACAUUUUCUCAUUGUACAUUUAGAGUUUUUGAAAUAUAGGCCUGAUUAUCCCCUGUUGAGAUGGACUGUCCUCACAUACUACUUUUUAUUAUUAAAGUUGGUUCAACAGUAAGUUCAUUUUUAUUAUUUUUAUUAUGUCUCUACAGUCGAUGUCUUUUUUAUUUUUUACAAGUAGAAUACGGCCUUAGAUCGGCCUCAUGUCGUGAUAAAUAAUGUCACGUGUCAGUACAGGAUCUUAUUGGUUGAAUCUGAUUCUAUAAAACUGCAUGUAAAAAAAAACGAUGCAAUGAAGGAUUGGGACAAAAAAAUCUCCACAUGACGGGAGAUCCUGCAGCUUUUCAAUCUGAGCUCUUGUACAUACUUUAAAUCGUCCAAAUCCACUAUUCUGCCACUGGUAUAUGCAUUAUGCUCUAUGUGUAAGGCUUGCCUAAAUAGGUAACUACUAAAUCUGUCCAAAAUAUGUUUUUUUUGCAGCAAUUUGUCAAUAAAGACUAGUUUGUUUUUCUAUGUAA